AUGGCAAAAAGAGUACCUCUUGUAAUCAUUUUGCUAAGAGUGCCAUUUAGACUGGCUGUUGCUAUUAAAGAUUAUACGAAUAAAUGCUUAUCGCUUCUUUUUCAAGCUCUCUUUCAAUUUAUCAUCUUUGCACUAUCUAUUUUUAACUUCAGAAAAGGAUUCAUUCAGCUUGCCAUCAGUGGCUUUAUAAAAUCGUUUGUUAUAUCAUCGUCUACAACAGGACUUAUCUACUAUUAUAUAAAACUUUUAAGCCAACUAUGAUAUUAUGAGCAUUAUAUUAUAUCUAGCUUAAUUGUUAUAGCUGAAAUCAUAGUUACAUCAUAUAUACUCAAAAAAGGAUGGAAUUUAGUGCCAAUUGAGCUUAAAGAUCGAUAUAUAACCCUCGUUAGUCAAGGAUUUAUGGAUUUCAUCUCUCUAAUUUUGACUAUCUUAACUAUUCUUACAAUAGUUGGAAUUAGUGAGAUAAAAAACAGACCAGAAGAUGCUGAUCAAUAUUUUAUUUUUAUAUUGCAAGCUUUGACUUCAGGGAUAUCAAAUAUCAUUGAGCUCCCUUUUAUGUCACUACUGAUCAUUUUCCCAUGAAGACUCUAUAUAUAUCUUGACAAAGUAUCUGAAAUGCAUGGAGCAGGAAAUAAAAUAAAAUGGGCUUUAUUUUGUUUUUUAAAUGGAUUUAUUGAUAUUCCAUUUGCAGUAAUGGCAAUAAUUCUUAUGGUGACUAUAUUUAAUCUCAAAUUCAUGAUUUGCCACAUAAAAAAUCGUGAACUUUCAAGAAUGUUAAUAUUUGAGAAAUUUUUACAUUUGAUUUUGAUUCCAAUCUUUAUAGUAAUAGCAAUGAUUGUAUUUUGCGGAAUAGUAAGGGCAAGAGCAUUAUACAAAACACUGAGGGCCAGUAUGUCAGAGGGCAGUCGUGCUUUUGAAAUCAUUAUGCAUUUUGUUGAUACAGUUAUUUUUAUACCUGGAUUUGUUGGAUUUCUGCUUGUUCUAAUACCUUUUUAUAGAUUUAAGCAUUUGGAAUUUAAUUUUGAUAAAAUUUCAAACAAUAGUGAUGAUUAUCAUACCUUUCUUGUAAAUAUUAUCAUUCAAAUAGCGAUUGAAAUUGCUGAUUUUCUCCACAUUUUGUUGCUUGCGCUUUGUGUUGUAUUUUUUUAUCGGUUUAUCCCAUUUAUUAAGGAUUUUAAAUUCAAUAUUCUCUGGCAUAUUGAAGUUGAAGAUCUUUUUAUUCGUUGCAUUGCAGAUGUUCCUGCAACUAUUUUUGGCCUAUUUAUUUUGAUCACCUUAUAUAGAAUUCCAUUGACUUUGAGGAGAAAAAAAUUCAAUAAAGGUCAUCAUUGGCUUAAGUUAACAAGUGAGAUAAUUAAGGAAAUUUUAAAAGAUUUUUUAGUGAUGCCUUUUUUUAUAGCAAAGCUUAUUUGUCCUUGGAGACUGAUUCCUACAAUUAUGCAAAUAUGAAAAACAAGCAAUCCAAAAGAUCAGAGAAAAAUCAUGAAGGAGGGUGGCUUCAGACCAAUAGAAGAUUAUGUAACCAUUAUUUUGGCAGUUAUUUUAUUUUUAUCUGUUUGGAGAACAGCAGAAAUUAUUUCUUUGAUGGUAACUCAUAUCCGUCAAAUAAUUAAGCACGAAGUAGUUACUUCAUCCUUAUUCAGAAAAGUCUUUAGAAAAUUCUGUCAGCUCUUAAUUGAUAUUUUCAUGGUAUUUCUCAUGCUUUUAAUUUUAGUAAUGAUAAUAGAGGUCCCAAAUCUUAUCAGAAGAAUGAGAUCCUUCUAUUUACUAUAUAAAGAGAGAAGAGGUUUUCGAUUUUUUUCUUAUUUUGCUUUUCUUUUUCCAAAAAAACAGCCUGCUAAAGAGAAAAAAGAAGUCAUUAAUAAACUCAGUAAAAACGUUUUUACAAAUAUUAGCAGUUUUUUAGACAUGAAAGCUUUGGGAAAUGUUGCGCAGGCAAAUAAAAAAUUUAAGGACUUAGUUUCGUUUCAGCCUAUUUGAAAAGAGCAAUAUGAAAAAUAUUGGAAAAAUUAUAUACCUGCUAGCUCUGUAAGAGAAAUGGCAUGGGAUGAUGACUAUAAGAAACUGGCGGUUGAAGGUUACACUAAUUUUAUUCAGCAAAAUAAAGAUGUUAUUUUAGAUGAGGAAGAAAGGGGCUUUAGAAUGGGGGCACGGGCGAUUGUUCUUGAAGAGUUUAUAUUAAGUAUAUUUGGAUUCCCUCAUAUUAUUGCAUUGCCUGCAAAAGCUGCAAUUUAUUUUUUAUCAAAAAUUAAUUAUAAGCUGUAUUUCCAAACCCCGAGAUAUUCAAAUCUAUUUUCUUAUGAAAUUUGAAUUAAUCCUAGAGAAAGUUUUACCACAGCUUAUAAUUUAGUUGAGAUUAGCUUUAAAAAAGAUGAGCAGGUCUUAAAAAACUUUUACCAUGUCCAGUGAAAUUGUCUUUAUAUCAUUAUCAGCAAUGCUAUGGUUAUAGUUGAGCAGGUGUGUUUUUUUAUUUGUGGAAUCGAUUUACUUUUACUAAAAAUAUUUUCGUUUGGAACUAGCAUUCCUCUAACUCCCCCCCUCUGUGAGCAAGCAAAGCCAUUAGAAAAAUCUCUAUUUUUUGCCCAAAAAUCCAAAAUAUUUUUAUAGAAAAAAAUUUUAUGAAAAACAAUUAUAUAAAGAUAAUUAUUAUAAAUAAAAUCUCUAGCUAAUUCUGCUUUGCAUUUUAAAUAUAAAUUUGAAAAUUUAAAUUAAUUUUUGCUUCUCAAAUUUUGCAUAUUUUUUUAAAUUUAAAAAAAAGUUUUCUAUAUAAAUGUUUUUUAACAAAAAAAAUUAACCCCCUCUGUGAGUGAACAAAAUUUUUUUGUUCGCUCAUGGAGGGAAUAAGAGCAGCAGUUAUUCAAAGAAAUGCCCAGUUGAAACCUUUUCUAUAUAGUUUACAGCUUGGAAUAUCAUUAUUAAUUAUAUCAACAAAAUUUUUGAUCCUGGUGUGUCCUUUUAUGAUUUCAUACCAGUUUACUUCUUAUACUUUAAUAGGUUGCAUCUUUGGACCUGGAUGCUUAAAUAUUCUGGUUUACUUUAUUCUUUACUGCAAUCUAAUGACAAUUUAUGUGUAUUUUGGGCAUUUUCCUCAAUUUCGUCCCCACUUGGCAGGAGCUUUUCUAUUGAGUUUCGGGAAUAGGGGGUUUGAUAUAGGCAAGAUUUUAGUAUGUGCUGUUGGAAAAUUUGUGAAUUCUGCACUGGAUGGACUUAGUGGACUGUUAAAAGGGUUAAAAGUCUUUUUGCCUAAAGGGCAGAUAUUUAGGCUUUACAAAGAAAUCUUAAUUUUUAGUGGAGAGAAGCUUAAAAAUUGGGGCUAUUUGGGGGAUUUAAUAUAUACUCCCUUAGUUCUUAUUUGGAUUUUUUGGCCUCUGCUUAUUCCAUAUUUAUUUGAAAAUUGGUAUCUUUUGUUUCCCAUUUUCCCUCUUGUGGUGUUUUUACUCCUCAAAGGCUACUCCAUUGCAAAAGCCUCAUGGGAAGAUGAAAAAUAA
Blepharisma stoltei is the source of this 3488-nucleotide messenger RNA. The record is from the annotation of a GenBank genome assembly. NCBI's taxonomy places the organism in Eukaryota, Ciliophora, Heterotrichea, Heterotrichida, Blepharismidae.